GGGGUGUACUGAAACAGACUCCCGCUACUUACAGGAGGUAUAGCAGCCCUGCUCCUACAUUUCGCUGCCUAACUCUGUCCUGAAUGUGCUGAAGUGGGAAUGGUCCGUCCGCGGCUAUAAACUGCUUCUCAUCAGGAAACUACAUUAGCUCACCAUCACUUCAAAGGUCUCGUCAGACAGAGGUGACGCCAGGAGAUGAUUUAAAGGUGAAAAUGACAAGGUUUCCGCCCCUCAAACCUUGGUUCCUUUUCUGACAAUACAGUGAACGAACCCAACGUCUUCUCAACUGUGAAAAUAGGACUGGAGGAGGAAAGCUUGAUUUUUUUUUUUUCAAUUCUUGAUAAAGAACUGCCGGGAAGCGUUCUCUUUGAAAAAAAUCUCAGAACUGUGACACAGAUGGAUUUUAAAAAGUGUUAGCUCUUUCCAAUGAACACUAGGAGAGUGCCCUGCUCUUGGCUGGAUUUUUCAGAGAAUGGCAAUGGUCUCUGCGAUGUCCUGGGUCCUGUACUUGUGGAUAAGUGCGUGUGCGAUGCUGCUCUGCCAUGGGUCCCUCCAGCAUACCUUCCAGCAGCACCACCUGCACAGACCAGAAGGAGGGACCUGUGAAGUGAUCGCAGCCCACAGGUGUUGUAACAAGAACCGCAUCGAGGAGCGGUCACAAACAGUGAAGUGUUCCUGUCUACCUGGGAAAGUGGCCGGGACAACAAGGAACCGACCUUCCUGUGUGGAUGCCUCCAUAGUCAUUGGGAAAUGGUGGUGUGAGAUGGAGCCCUGCCUAGAAGGAGAAGAAUGCAAGACACUCCCCGACAAUUCCGGAUGGAUGUGUGCUACAGGCAACAAAAUUAAGACCACAAGAAUUCAUCCAAGAACCUAACAGAAGCAUUUGUUUAUAUAAGUAGGAAAAAACAACCUGUGGAAAAUACAUCAUGAGGAUUUAAAACAUCUUACAUACUUGCAAGCCAAAUGGAUGUCUUAUUUGCACUUUGACUGGUUACCAGAUAAUCACAGUGUGUUUACUUUUUGAAACAAAGCAUCCCAAAAGAAGACUCCGGAUUUUCUGGCAACGUCAUGGGAAACGGCUUUUAAAAGGAAAUGAGUUUUCUCUGUGAAAUUUGGGGGAUCAUGAAGAAGGAUCAACCACCUUCUAAUUUGGAACUACCGUUACUUUGUACCAUUUGAAAUAUAUGUAUAUAUAUAAUAUUUUGAAAUAUUAUAUAUUCUCUUCAAGAAAUGAACAGUACCACAGUGUGAGGUGGCUGGCGUAGCCCUUUCAGUUUUUGGAUAUUUGGUCGGUUUUGUUUCGUUUGCCAUUUCUUUUUCUCUCGGUGAGGAAGAUACACGCCCGUGUGAGAAUCCAACAUGGCACUCUCCCUGGAAGGCCAGCUGCAGGCGGACUCCUGGAAUCUGAGGCAUCCUAACAAUACUGAGUCAAGAGCUUCCCCCUGUUUCGACCCAACGAAGCUCCAUCGUCUUGUUUUAUUGCUUUCUACCCUGUGCAAUAUUAGCAUGCAAGCUUGGCUUACAUAACCAUACUUUAUAUUCAAUUGAUAUAUAAUAACCGGUCUAACCUCUUCCAGGAAAAUAUUUUUAGAACUACUAGCUUUUCCACAGAUAAGCAAAUGAGGAUUCUCAAGGGAGCUGCUCCACCAUGCUAUUAAGACUCUAGCAGGAUGGUAGGAUGUAGGCCCCCUGUAUCAGUAAGUCCUGUAAAUACGAUGUCUUAGGGCUUUGUACAGCUGUCUUAGACUGCAGAAGUGUCCUCUGAUUAAAUCCAAAGUCUGGCAUUGUUAACUACAUAGUGCUGUAGCGACAAGUCUUCUCAUGGCACCUCUUUCUAUGUUUGAUUUGCUUUUUCCUAGAAUAUUUGCAUCUCCUCUGGUGAGAUAGGAAGGCUAUGAAAGCAAUUAGGUUUCACAAUGAUCUAUGUGACCAAGUGUUGGACAGCCCUAUUAAAGUGGUAAAUAACUUCUUUCUUAACCCACUUGUCCUCUUUGUUUGCCACGUAGCGUUACAAACUCUGCUUUAACCAAACCACAAAACACCCUUGCUCAUGUUUGUAGUUAGCUAGAAGGUCUUGGAAUCUCUAGAGGCUACUACAUCCAACAAUAAUAUUUUGAAAUCUAGAAAUGCAUUAAUAUGAUUUUAGUAAAAUAUCCAUUUACAAUUACAGGGCUUUCAUGUGGGUUACUCUGAUAAUAUAUAUGUGGUUCACACACACGCCAAAUGAACAAAAACUCCAUUUUCGCUGUCUAUUUGGAGUUAAGUUUUGAGCUGAGCUAAGAGGUAAGCAUCUACCUAAGGUCUAAUUUUCCUAAGGAACAUUUUAAAGGGAUUUUACACUCCUGUUACCAUAUCAUCUCAAAACUGCAAUUUUUUUUUUUCCUCCCAAAAUCAUUCUCUGGCAUCUGUGUUGUCAGAGCCACUCAGUAAAUCAACAGCGCCGCAGGCCCUGAGUCUGGACUUUUUAAGUAUCAAACCUCUAGUAAGACUCAAAACACCCCCUUUUUAGUCUACCAAGAAAGCCUGAGGUUAGAUUGACUAUGUGAACUGUUAGCCAGAAAUUUUGAUUCUGUAUCUUGAAGGCCGGUAGAAAGCAUCUAGAGAUAGAAAUAGAAUCUUAACUGUAAAAUCGAGACUUCCAAACACUUCUGUAGAUAUUUGCUAAACGGUUACAUACAAUUCGUACCAGUAUCCAGGUGUGUUGCAAGUGAUAGCUGGCCAUCACUUGAUAGCCAACCACUUGAAAAAUGGAUGUAGGAGGAUUGUAAGUUCAAAGUCAGCAUGGGAUACAGAGCCAAACUCCUGCCCCAAAACAAAGAAAAAAGUUCAUUCUAGCAGUCAUUUCUUGGUUUUACAGCACAGAUUCAAGUGCCAAGCAAUAUUCUUUUUAAAAACUACCUUUCAUCUGUCGGUCAGAUUGAAAUUAAAACCACGAACCUUAAGAAUUAUACAUUUGAUGAAAAAAUUAGAAUAGAAAUAUUUGCCAGAGAAUUCGGUAGAAUGUUUAACACACCAAAAGAGAAUGUAAGGAAUCCAUCAAGCAAGACUAGAACAAGAAAGCCAAGUUUAAAACAAAAAUAAGUAGGUAAAUCAGGGUUCUUGUUGGGGUGUCACUUUGCUAAGCAAGGGAGUGCACAUUAUGUGAAAUGGGAGCCUACAAAAAUUUACGUAUAGGUGAAUUUACCAUAACCAUAUUGCCACAAUUUCAGUUUUUCAGGAAACACAGACAUUUAGAGUUUUGCAUAAAAUUCCCUAACUUUCCUAAACGUAAAUAAGCGAACUUCAUUUGAGUGGCUGCAAAUAUUAUCGAGUCAUGUUCUCUGAAGGGUGGCCUUAGCGCAGUGAGAAGAAAGGAGGCUCUUCUGUCCACAAAGCCUCACUUUAGAAGACAGUCCUGCGAACACACAGUCUAUGAGGUGUAUCUUUUCCCGUUCUGGAGCCAGCAGCUAUCACUCAGCGUAAGAGCUAGCCUAGAGGGCUCUACCUGUUAGCUCACACCCAUCCAUGAAUUCAUGCAGAAGCAUCCCUUGAAAGACCUAGAGAAAGAAAGCGGGAAAGAAGACCAUGUCAGAAUCAGGCAGUCAUCCUAUAAGACAGUACAAAUAUCUGUAAUGUCAAAUUCAAUUUGGAUUCAUCCAAGUCCCUUACACAAAUGUGUGGACCAGCCAAUUGUGUUUAAAUUUAACUUCUUCGAGUUUGAGGAACUCAGCGGCUGCCAUCUGCCUACUGAGCCUGCACAUUUGUGGUGCACAAAAUUUCGUCACAUGCAUACGGUAAUAAAGGGAUCAGUGUAUAUGACUAAUAUCAAUUUUCAGCUCAUGCCUCAUGGACCACGAAUAAUAUGGUAACAUAAUUGGAAUAUAUUGUACACAAAGUUUCAGCCAGUUCUUGUUAAAAAGGAAAGUGACGCUUGCUUUGAAGUCAAAGACUUUUAAAGGGAGUCAAGUUCCUUUGUUGACAUUUGGGGAGUUCUUGGAUUUACCUGUUCGUUGACUGUGCAAGCACACUGAGAAGCUGACUACUCGGCAGUUUUCCAGCAUGUAGUGACAAGUGCUUUCACCAAUACACAGGCGACAUCUUUUUUCGAUUAAAUCGUGUAGCUUUCACAAAGCAAUACAGUGGUUUUAUAGUGCAAUAUAUUAUGCCACCUUGCUGUUGUCACUGAUACAGUAAGUUAUGGAGGGUAUAAAUAUUUUUUAUAGGAGUAGAACCACCCAUUCCUCACAUAUAUGGACUUUCUCUACUAAUUAAGUUUGGCAGUUCCAUUUCAAAAGCUCUUAGGGUCUGUUUGACAUAGGAAUGUGUCAUAUCUUUUUGCAUGAGCUGUUACCUUCUAAGCAGAAGUACAAGUGUUUAGUAAUAUUGUAAGACUGAAGUGAUCUUUAUAUAUUUUCUAAAUACAAGAAGGUGUGAUAAAAGGCAGGACUAAAGAAUGGGAGUGCUUGGGACAAAUGACAUUGGGGAUAGAAUCCAAUUCCCUAGAAAUCACAAGCUUUGUGUAGAAAUUAUAAAAAAGAGUAUUGUUUAUACCUCAAAGUAAAUUAAAGAAGAGAAUAAUCUUAAUCUCUCUCCCCUCUCUCUUCCUACCUCUCCCACAUCAUACACACACAUACCCACAAACUAAAUUAGCUAAUAAAGAUUUUGUGAUUUUAGGUUUAGUAAGCCAACUUUUUUCCCUUUGAAAAGUAGCUCAGAAACUUCAUUGGCUGUCAUGGCAUUACAUUAUUGGCUUAUAAUUGGUCCCAUUUGUUUAUUUUAUUUAUUUCAGUAAACUUGCCUCAUCUAAAAAGCUACAUUGGGCCGUUUACAUGCCUCCAAGAAAGUAAAAAUGCUUGCCACCAGACCCGGUGAGCAAUCUUUAGAAUCCACGUGAUAGAAAGAAAUAACCAAUGCAUGUUGUCCUCUGUCCUCUACACACACCUCAUAGCAUGGAGUGUGCACAUAGAUUCACAUAUACAGCAGAUUCAAUUUCUAUCACUCCAACCUUGGGGUAAUCAAACUGGUGUGAAGGAAAUAUUAAGGGACUGAGAGAUGGUACUUGCCAACUUGAAAGAUUCACAUAGCUUGAGAAGCUUGGGUAUUUACUCAAAAUAAUACGGCAGUGAAAAUGGCCUCCCCAUAUGUUUCUAGGCUGUGCACACAACCUCUCACAUGUGAAAUCACUGUGUGACCCCUUUUCUCCCAUAAAUGUCCUUCUCUAUUCAUACCUGGACUGCAAAUGGACACUUAAUUUGUUUGGUUUCUGAUCUGGAGUUUGUCACUGGACUCAGACUGAAAAAAUCUGAAGGUUUUUCUCCAUUCCUUGUCACUCAUGCACAUUUCUUCCUCUCUGUUCUUUUUCACAUCUCAGGCCCAAAAGAUCCGAUACUCAUUGAAAAGAGCCCUCCAUUACAAUCCCCUAGCAGCCUGAGUCCUUGCUUUCCAAACUCACAACCCGAGAAUGCAUGAACACUUUCUCUUUGCAAGAGGGAUAUCAACUACACAAAAUUUGAUUAUAGGAGGACUAGGGGAGAAGGAAGCAGAACCAUUUUCCAUGAACAAAGUGACAUAAAUAAUUAGCCUUAUUGUAUCAUUGCCAGUGAGCAAUAUCGGUGAUUUUACUAUGAUGAUCAUCCUUCUAGAGGUUCUGUGUGGGUGCUCCACACUCAAGACAAACACUGAAAAUAAAGCCACAGGGUUAUGUCACAAUCUGUUUCUACAAUGCUCAAAAACUGAACAGAUCCACACCAAACUCUCUUGAAUCUUUUAUUCAUUAGUAUUGCCACUAGUGUGUUUCAGCCACCAGAAAAUGCCAGUGUAAGACACACUUAAGCAGUGUCGUUAGCACAAGCAAGCAACUGAUGGCAAAGGCAUGGCUGGUGUCCAGAAUGAAUGCGAAUGUAACUUGAUAAUGGCCUGAGCCAUCUGGUAUGUAAGAGGAUAAUCAGCAACCAUGCAAGGUCAUGACCAGACACCUUCUCCACACAUAGCUGUCAACGCAUUUAGGCUGACUGUUCAAACAGAUUUAUAUAGCACCCUCGGUUACUCCAGAAGUGUGUGCCUCUGGGUUUCUCUUAUACCCACAACACUGUUAAAGAUCCCCUUUAUUCAUUCAGUCAUUUAUUCAUUCAAAAUUAAACAACCAUAUAUUGAGUCUUUACAAUAUGUCGCCCUAGUAUUAGAUGAUGAGAACAGUGUCAUACGUUUUAUAAUUGACAGAAGUGAUUAAUAACCAAAUAUCAUGACACAAGAAACUCCAACGGUACCAAGAAACUAAAUGAUGGGAGCAAAAUGUUAGCUUUCAGUAGCAUACUCGCAAAACAUGGAAUUUAACAUGGGAGGAGGGGCCUGGCAGGAAAUGAGAGAGUUGGGGGGAGUGAGAAUGAGGAGCCCACAGGCAGAUUCCAGGUGGCCAAGUUACUAUGUACAAAGGCCUUAGUCAAUGGAGAGCUAGCUGUGUUUGCAAAAGUGGAAGCACCUUUAGAGCUGCAUGACAUUGGGAAGGGAAGCUUGAAGUCACAGCAUGUAGCAUGUAGACAUGAAUAAAACUUGGAGUUCUGCUUGAAUUGUAGCAGGAAGUCACUAUAAAGUGGGCUUAGAAGUCAUCGAAAGGAGCCCAGUCCGUUUUUAACUGUAAUAGGUACCACUGGCAUCCAGGUAGAGCCUCUAUUUACAUCCUUGUCUGUGCAGGAAAAUAAAAGUACAUGUGGGACAUGGGAAUUAGGAAAGAAAUAAUCAACUACUAAUAGAUGAGAUGGAGGGUAGAACCCCUAACUUCCUUGCUUCCAAGUGGGAGAAUUUGAACCAUAUUCUGCGUUUACGCUCUGUGGAAAGACUCUCCAAUGUAAAGAUGGCCUCCAUUUGACCUGUCUAGUUGGGGGUUUGUUGACACAUGCAGCUCUCGAGCUUUUGGAUGGAGUGACUAUAGUGUAAGAAUUUACCUCUAUUUAGAGUUGUCAUUGACUUAAAAUCAGGAUUCGGUUUCACCUGAUCAGCUGCUUUCCCAUUGGGUAGCAGAGAUCUGUCCACCUAUUCAGAAUCCCAGAUAGGUCACAGGUGACCAAACUCAUAACUGACUCAAGCAAGCUCCAGUAGAUUGCCUUCCAGCCCUAGUUUCUUGCUUCCUUACCAGUGUGUCUCAAGUUCAUCACUCAGCCCCCUUACCCCAAAAUCUAAACAUCAAGGUCUUCUUAUGAAGAACCCCCCCCAAGUUUUUUAAGAGGGCCAAAUGGAGAUGAGAUAGAAGAGUACUCAAAUGGAAUUGAGAUGACCACUGUUUAGUUAUCUACACAGAAUAUUUACCCCAUCAGAGCCUAAGGACAGAACAAUGAAUAUUGCUGAUCUUUUGUAGAGGAGUUAAUGCCGUCUAUUCAGGUCUCAAUCACCUCAGUCAAUUGCUAAGGCCACAUUGAUAUCAAACUAACUAGGAUAUGUGUGGCUGUAGUGAACACAAUCUGUAAAGUACUUGAUUUAUAAGCAUUGGGACCUGAUUUCAAGUUCCUGAUCUGUGUGAAAAGCAGGUAUGGUGAUACAUGUGUAUAAUUCCAAUGCUAGUAAGGCACUGGCAAGAGGAUUCUGGGGACCUCUGUUCAGCCAUCCUCACCAAUAAAUGUUGAUCCCACAUCCCAGUGGGAAAUUCUGUCUCAAAGAAUAUAGUGGAGGGUUUCUGUGCAGUGUCUCAGAGACAAGCCAUAGUGAUAAAGGUUUUGUUUCCUUUUAUUUAUUCUGUUCCAACGGGACCCAGUUUCAUUGGCAGUGAACAAAGUUCAAAUUGAAUUACUAAUAAGGUUUGAAGUCAUCAUAUUGUUCUCCCAAAUGCUAAAGUAAGCUGAGCAUAGUUGUGUAUGCCUGUGAAUCCAACACUUGGCAGCAGAUGAGUGCUAGGAUGAAGUUCAUCUUGGGACAAUAUCAAGUCCCUAGAGUAGGAAAAUUAAAUGUAAGCAUGGGCAUGUGUCCUGACUCAGAGUCACUUAAAGCCAUGGGACUGGGCCACAGAUUGGCAUCCUAUACAGCAACAGCCAGUGUUAACAAUGGGAAUAUUAGUGCUCCAGCUCAAAGACCAGUUAAGGAUUUUAAACGGCCAGGACAAAAGUAUCCUCAACUCAUCAAGAAAGACUGUGCGAGUGACAGCACCUCUAAGAAUUCAGCCGGGAGGUUCUCUUCUCCCAGCGGCAUUCUCUCCACAAACUCUAAAAGCAAACCCCCAAAAAGCUUCUCAUGUCUACGCUCAAAGCAAGAAAAACAGCAAGGGCAAACCUGCUGACAGAAUCCGGUCUUGUGUAGGCAACAGAGAGUUUAGUUUUCUCUCAAGCUGUUACUGUUCUUGUUUCUUGUGCCAAUAAAAAUUAUCUUCAGGCUAAAAUGCCUAGAAGGGAUAUUGUAAAGAAAGAAAAAUACCUAGGGUAGAAAAGGAGAUUUCUGAGGCUGCAACCAGUUCUCCUCUGUCACACAACCAUCCCCACCUACGUGUAGUGCUGAGGGAAGGGGAGAGGUGUGCUUUGUUCUUACAGAUACCUCUGUGUAAAUAUUCCCACUGGAGACGAUGCCAAAUGCGUAAAGAGUUGAGGGAUGAUGGCUGUAGCCCAUUUCCAUUGUCAGGGAAAGAGAGGUUCCCAUGUUUCACCCCCUGAAUGAGGAAAAUUACACUCUUCAUUCUUCAUACAAAAAAAAAGAAAAAGAUUUUACCCAAAACAUUAUUAUAUUAGAGUAUGGGAAAUUCUGAGCUUGCAGGGAGAGGUGGAAUUAGAAUUAAUUGGUGUUGCCACUGUUGUUAAAAAGACAUAGAUCCUAAACCUUAAAAUCCAGAGACUCAGAGAUCAACCCAGGAAAAUGUCUAAAAUAGAUUAUUUAUGAAUAUUUGGGGAAAUAGUAAUCUCUGAUUUUAUUUCAUUGAAAGAAAAUCACAUCUGACACUAAUUUUGUUGGUCUUGUUCGAAACUACCCUGAAAGUAUUAAAAAAAGUGAUGAACCUAACUCUAGACUUAGUAAGAAACAACUCUCGAUCCAGGAUUUCCAAAUCCUAUAUGGCUCUUAGAAUAAAUCUUCCCAGUUUUUUUUUAAAUAAAGUUUUAUUCUAACACAGCCACUUGUCAACUAAACAGUCUCUGUCCUACAACAGCAGCUGAAUAGCUGUGGCAGCUCUGAAAGCCUGGAGCAUAUAGCAUAUGCUCGAGUUCAAGGAAAGAUUUCGGACACCUGGUCUACCAUGGAGAGGGCUGAGUGCUAGAAACAAACAAACAUGUGAGUCCACAGCCACCAUGACAGCCAUUUGCCAGUGUUUCCAAUUCAUGGACAACAGGACUUUGGACAAGUGUUUUCAGUAACCAUAUUCUGGGUUCUGGCUGCACAGCAUUUUAACAUCAGGCAUGAGAUGGAAAGGUUUGAUUUUGUAUGCUGACUGCCUUUGCAUAUGAUUGACAGUCUAAGUGCCCACUGAUCACCUUUCGUGACUAAAGUGACUCAAGCAAAUACACUGGUGCUCCAAAGAUGUUGAGAUGAGUAUGAACAGUGGAAGGGCACAUGUCCAAAUUCUCAGAAAAUGGAUAAAUGGGUUAGGGAUGAGAUCUGCACACAGCAUUUAAAGCUCUAUCAUUUAGAAAAAGAAUUCUAUUUGGUUCUGAAGAGUAUAAUAAAAAUGUUCAGCUUCAUAUGUCCCAGUAUUAUAACAACAAAGCACCAGCAGGCUUCCUUCAGUGGUCAUGAGCAUCUUGUCAUGCCUAGUAUUCAGACUUUGUUCAGAAGAGCUGUUGGGGGUAGGGGCUGGGGAAGGACUCAUGAGUAAGCAGUGUUGUCCCCUCUCAGAAUGUGUCCUUCUCUGAGUCCGUUUUCUCGCUGGUGUAACAGGAAUAAAACUACACCCGCUCACUAAUAUCAGAUUAUUGCAAUUCAAGGAACUCUUAAACUCUGAAGGACUGAGACUAUAGAAAGCUAGAUGACUUGGCUCAGAUAUGCAAAUAUCUCCUGACUGUUCUAAAAGUGCUGCUUGCCGGUGAUAGCAGGUUUUUUGUUUUGUUUUGUUUUGUUUUGUUUUGUUUUGUUUUUUUCUCCUAGCAUAGGUAGCAUCUGUUUUUUCAAAGAGAGUAGGCCAUGCCUGAUGGAAACCAGAUUCAUCUCUGGUUAAUCUGAUAGAGCAGUGGGAGUAAUAUUGGCAAUGACCUACAAGAAUUGUCAAUACAUUAACAUCCCUUUGUUAUAGGGAAUGGCAAAAGGACUCAAGCAUUUAAUCAGACCAAGAAGAAGAAACAAACAUUUGAUGGCAGGAAAGAGACCAAACACAAACAGGCAGAUGAUAAAUCAGAGCAAAUUACAGGACAAUUAAAGACAUGAGUUGGUUCAAAAGUAUCAAAACAAGCUGGCGUCUUAGCUAGAGAUGCUUACCACAUAGAAAGUGACCCUUCAUCAGAUAACAUCAAGUCUACACCAGCUCUUCAAACGCAGUGUCAGCAUAGCAUGGUGAUAAAAUCCUCUAACCACAGCACUCCAGGGCUGAGAUAAGAAGAUGGCCACAAGUUCAAAACCAGCAUGGGCCAAAUAGCAAGUUCCUGGCCAGGAAAGACUAUGAACCUAAACUUUACCAUGUUCCCAAAAUGCAGUAACCAAAGUGAAUUGUGGGAUAGUGAAUGAAAAGUCUUCUAAGCAACCUCCAACUCUACUCUGCCAGCUAGUUUUAGCAUACUAGUUAUAAUUUCAGCAGUAUAUCCUAGAAAAAUCUAAAAAGGGUAUCCAUCAAGUAUUUUUUUUUUUUUGUCACACUGAAAAUUUUCUUUUUCUUUCGUUGGGAAACAUAUUUAUCAGGAACACACAGUGCAAUGCCCUGGUUAAGGAGCUUGUAGUGGUGGGCACAUUCACCGGCCCAACGGGAAAUGCACGCACUUCCCCAAAUCAAGAGGAAAAACCAAUAUACUGCUCCAUUAUUUCAUAGCAGCAAUUGAGAAAGAAAACGUGCUUUGAAAAUGCCUAAUUUAUAAAUAUACUAACAGAUAAGGGAAAACAACAUGGUGAAACAGAUGACUGGACAUAAUGAAAUGAGUCAUGCUUUGUUUUAGGAAAAGUAAAAUGUAUACAAAUACAUUGUAUUUAGUGUCUAAAAGUGCAAAGUAGCGGGGAAAGUAUGUAUGUGCUUAGGUAUUUACAUAUGAAACCAAGCACUCAACAUCUAUACAUCCAAACCACAAAUUGUUAUAUUCAUGAUUCCAGCCCACAGCCAUGUUGCUCUUGAUAACGUAAUUUUUUUCUAAAGUGAUUAAUAAUGGUUAGUUAAAUUUUUAAAGUACAGUCUUUCCCACAUUUACAUGGUCGUUUCAUUCAUUCUUGAGUAGUACACACCCAAAUCAUGUCAGCAUAGACAUCUAUUGAUAAAUAAAUGAAAGCAAAAUGUCAUACAUGCAUACAAUGAAAUAUUAUUCAACCAUUAAAAGGAAUGGAGAGCCAGGUGUGCUGCCCACCUUUAAUUCUAACCCUUGGGAGGCAGAGGCAGGCAGAUCUCUGCGAGUUCGAGGCCAGCCUGGUUUACAAAGUGAGUCUAGGACAGCAAGGGAUAUUACACAGAGAAACCCUGUCUUGAAAAACAAAACAAAAAAGAAAGAACUGACACAUGCCACAAUACACAAAAACUUUGAACAUAUUCGGCUAAAUGAAAGGAAACAAACACAAGUGACCACAUAAGACUUCAUUCCAGUUGUGUGAAAUGUCCGGAUUAUUAAGGACCUCCAUAAAAACGAAAAGAUUAGUUACAAGGGGAGAGAAGCAGAUGCGAGAAUGACUCUUGGCUGUGCUAAGAAAUUAAAAGUUUGGAACUCGACAGUGGUGAUGGUGGUAUAACAGUCCAUGAGCGCUCUGGAACCCAGCACGCUGUAUACAUUUCAAGGAGCAAAAAAUGUUUCUAUGAUAGUUAGAAAGAGAAUGUCAUUUUUAUAUACAGUUUUUUUGUUUUUGUUUUUGUUUUUGUUUUUUUUUUUUUGGUCAGAUCUUUGGGAUGCCAUCAAUGUUUCAACUUAGUGGGCAUUUGAUGAAGAUCAAUCCUGCAGGAGGAAAUGGGGAGGGAGACUACAAAGAAGGGCAUUCUCCUAGUCCUAUGAGCAGCCAAAUUUUAAGAGUGGAGGUUGAACUGUGCUAGUUGCGUUGUGAUUGUUUUCAGAGCUAUUGACAAACUGACCUUACUUCCAGCCGCCAGUUGUUAGAAUAAGCUUUUCAUUUACAUGGUCAGAGGGGGAACUGAUAACCCAUUAGGGCAGCAAUUAACCCUAUAUUGAACAGAACCGUCAUCCGUUUCAGAACAUGCAUCAUCGCCUUCUUUCAACACUAGCACCCCGCAAACCUCUGUGACAACCCCAAAGUCCCUGUGCUGAUUUCCAAGUGGCCUCGAGGUUGGGCUUCAUUGUGUGGCGAGCCAUCGUGUGCUAACAGCAGAGAGGACCUAAACAAUGCUCUGCCUGGUGCAGCAUUUUCCGGAAAUUCCAAAAUGAGCAGCAGCCACCAUGGAGGCCCCUCCACAAGCUUUUCCAGAGCAGUCCUUGAGUCUCAUCUGCAAUUCCUCACCUGCCUCUCCUCCCCCCACUGUUAAGACAGCAGGGAAGGGCGCACAGUUUUGCAGGAGUCCCUGAAGGUACUGGCAGCAUUCUUGGGUUUGCUCCUGAGGACCCAUAACCGGGAUGUGCAGCACUUCCUGUUUCCAGCAGUCCUCACAGGUGCACCACAUAUGUUUCAAGGAGGUGAAUGAGACAUCAAUGCCGCAGAAUUUUUUUUUUUUUAUUUUACGAAUGAGUGCUCUAUCUGCAUGUAUAUCUACACGCCAGAAGAAGGCAUCAGAUCCCAGUAUAGACGGUUGUGAGCCGCCAUGUGGUUGUCAGGAUUUGAACUCAGAACCUUUGGAAGAGCAGACAGUACUCUUAACCACUGAGCCAUCUCUCUAGCUAGAGAAAAGAUGUAUAAAAUGUAAAAAAAAAAAAAAAAAAAAAAAAAAGCAAA
Meriones unguiculatus (Mongolian gerbil) is the source of this 12945-nucleotide messenger RNA. It is a transcript of the gene Tafa1, whose product is annotated as TAFA chemokine like family member 1. The coding region runs from base 473 to 874 and encodes 133 amino acids. Gene Ontology annotation, molecular function: receptor ligand activity. Gene Ontology annotation, biological process: neuroblast differentiation; regulation of neuroblast proliferation. NCBI's taxonomy places the organism in Eukaryota, Metazoa, Chordata, Mammalia, Rodentia, Muridae. The transcript is spliced from 5 exons. The record is from RefSeq and is a predicted model, not a curated record.